Molecule: messenger RNA, 705 nt
Organism: Amphimedon queenslandica
Lineage: Eukaryota; Metazoa; Porifera; Demospongiae; Haplosclerida; Niphatidae
Exons: 1
Coding region: 1-705 (234 amino acids)
Cellular component (GO): nucleus
Molecular function (GO): sequence-specific DNA binding
Source: RefSeq, a predicted model, not a curated record
AUGGCAGCGGCAGCUGAGAAGGCUAAGGAAACUCAUAGAAGUUUUGAUGUCAGCUUUAAACUACGCGUUGUAGAGAUGGCAGAGAAGAGCAAUAAAUCAAAGGCUGCUAGGAUUUAUAAUGUAGAUGUCAGAAGAGUGCGUGAAUGGUGUCAGCAAAAGAGUGAAUUACUUGAGAAGAAUAAGUGUGGCCAGUCUACAAGCAAGCGACUAGGUGGAGGUGGCAGAAAGGCCUUAUAUCCCGACAUGGAAGAAGUCCUGCUUGAUUGGAUAGUAGAUGUUAGAUCUAAGCAUCUAAGAGUAAGCAGACAGAUGAUUGUUGAUAGAGCAAAGGGCCUAUCUCGUGACUCUGCACCAGAGUUUAAGGCCAGUAGAGGCUGGCUAGGCCGUUUUAUGAAAAGGAAAGGUCUAUCCCUAAGAAGGAAAACAACUGUCUGCCAAACAGUCCCAGCUGAUUGUAUUCCAAAGCUAAUAAGUUUCAUUUUGCAUAUACGAAAACUUCAACAGCUUCACCAGUUUCGGCCAGGAGAUAUUUUUGCAAUGGAUGAAACGGCCUGUUGGCUUGAAAUGCCAGGAGAUACAACAGUUGCCACCACAGGAGCAAGAUCUGUUCCACUGAAAACAGCAGGUCACGAAAAAGACCACUUCACUGUUAUUCUUACUGCAAGAGGCAGACGGGAAGAAAUUAAAGCCAUUCAUUGUGUUUAA